AUGAAACUAAAAAAGAUAUUAUAUUAAAUUUAGCUCAGAUACAACCGUAUAUAGACUUACUAUCGUUUAAACGAGCAAGAAGUUCUCUAACACAUUUAAAAAACUUGGUAACGGAAAUAAUCGAAAAAGCACGAACACAUGAGCCACUUGGAGUAUUUAUGUACAUUGAAAGAGAUGUUAAUAAUAUUGUCAUAUUUCUAAGCCAUGAUUAUGAUGAAACUAAUCAAGCGUUCAAAGACGCGAUCGAACCAUAUAACGUAACUAUACGUUAUUUCGAAGAUCCAAAACGAAAAAGACCUCCACAUGGAAAACGACCUCCACAUAGAAAACGACGAGAUCAAAAACGAAGUG
Racocetra persica is the source of this 351-nucleotide messenger RNA. The record is from the annotation of a GenBank genome assembly. Lineage: Eukaryota; Fungi; Glomeromycota; Glomeromycetes; Diversisporales; Gigasporaceae.